This is a messenger RNA of Aphanomyces astaci, 1663 nucleotides long. RefSeq lists its product as hypothetical. Gene Ontology annotation, molecular function: glycosyltransferase activity. The transcript has a single exon. The record is from RefSeq and is a predicted model, not a curated record. Bases 7 to 1548 code for a protein of 513 amino acids. Lineage: Eukaryota; Oomycota; Saprolegniomycetes; Saprolegniales; Verrucalvaceae.
GCCCACAUGACCGACACGUUGGCAAGUGCGCCUGCAACGCGGCAUCCCGCGUGGAUAGCGACAGCCAUUGCGGCCCUCAUGUGCCUGGGCAUUCUGGGUCUCAACUUUGAGAGCGACUUCGUCGUCAAGUCGAGCUCCCUCGCACACAAGCAGCAGCUCCACGCCGCUGCAAUGAACCACACUGUCAUUGUUGCAACGAACCACACUGUCUAUGUGGACCGCGUCAUCGAGAAGGUCGUGCUGAAGAAGACCUUGGUGAAUGCCGUGGAUCACAACAUCGCGUACGUGAGCCACAACUACGACAACACGACCGUGCAUAUUGUGUACAGCACAAGCUGCGACCAGCCCAACCGGCACUUUUUGAGCGCGGCGUUGCAGGUCUCCGCAUCCAAGGUCGGGCAGCGCGGUCCCAUAACAGAGAUCAUAUCUGGGUGCAGCGAUGAGGAAGUCCAGCGCUUCGCGAGCGAACCUUCGUUCUACCACGACUACCACCGCCACUUCACGCCUUCGUACAGUCCCCACCCGAAGUCCGGCAUCACCGACGACUACUCUCCGUACAACAAGCCGUUUGCAUUGCGCCAUCUCCUCCACACCCCGCCUUCGUCGUCCAACCCCGCGGCCGUCAAGGGCAACAUGCCCGUAGCGCUCAUGGACGCCGACUUCAUCUUCUUCCAGCCGCUCCGGGUCAACACUGGCGCGGACUUGUCCUCUUUCUACCACGGCGAGCAGCGCCAGGGCGAAGAAAUCCAAGACGUUGUGGCCGACGGACACGCAUUGGCUCAAGACUGGACGUCAUACUACGGCGCGGGAUGGUUCAACCCGGACAAUGAGGACAAGAAGGCCGCGAUAUGUGCUGGCAAGCCGUGCAUGGACGUGACCUCGGACGACGGCCGCGAGUACUACGCCGGUGGAGGGCCGCCGUACAUCCUGACCAAGAACGACUGGCUCAAGAUGAUUGACAGCUACGGCGACUUUGUCAUAGCCGGGCGGAAACUGUCCAAAAACUGGAUGGUCGAGAUGUACGCAUAUGGAUUAGCAGCUGGCAACCACCACAUCAAGCACACGCUCGUGACCCACCUUGGCCCUACGUGGCCCCAAUCCGAAGUACACUCGUGGACGUUUCUCGACGACGAUGCACCCAAUCCAUGCGACGUCGCGUCCUUGGACGUGGUGCUGCCACGUCAUCCGCCCAUCUCGGUGCAUUACUGCCAAAAGUACGGAUACUUCGACAAAGAAGACGCCGGGUUCCACUUUUACAAGUACCACAUCCCGUACGACAUAUUAGAGUGCGACGCAAUGCUGCUCCAACUGCCGCCGCCGUGGCAGUGGACGGACAUCCCAUCGCUUGGGUUGGAAGGGAUCGACUUAGUAGCCAAGAGGCACGAGGUGUGGACAGAAUGCACACUAGCCAAGAUCCUCAACCAAGUGUUUCUAACUGCCAAGGAAAAGCUCUGCCCUCUUGGGUUCAAUACGCACCAAGGACUGCCCAUGAGCGAACCCCACCAACGAGAUUCGGCGCUUCCUGGAGGCGCGCCCAAAGAAUUUUGAAGGGUGGAAUCAAGUACUACUAGUAGUACAGUAAGUAGUACAAAUCAAUUCUGGUAUAUGUAGUACAAUAUAUAUAGUAUAUGUAAUAAAGGUGUACAGUGAUUGCCUGUAAAAG